Molecule: messenger RNA, 3547 nt
Organism: Grus americana (Whooping crane)
Lineage: Eukaryota; Metazoa; Chordata; Aves; Gruiformes; Gruidae
Gene: ARSI
Product: arylsulfatase family member I
Exons: 2
Coding region: 487-2208 (573 amino acids)
Source: RefSeq, a predicted model, not a curated record
GGAUCGUCGUAUCCCAAGCGAGCCAUCCGGACAGCCAGGCAGGCGCAGGGCUGGAGCAGAGGAGAAGCCAGCUACUUCCUCCGGAGAGGUUUUUAUGGGGUUCUUUGUAAAGAAAGAACACCGGUGAGAAAACACCAAGAAACUAGGGAGUGUUUCUAGCGGUGGGGACGCUUGGUGAGCGGCUCUGGGGCUGCUGUUAAUCACUGCGAGGAGCCCGUCCUGCCGUGCAGAUGUGUGUGAUUGGAGCGGCGCGAGGGUUAUUUUCUUUUGACUGAAGGCAACCCAGCCCCGGCGGAUUAAGCCCUUUGUGUGUGCGUGAGUGUGCCUUCAUGGGAGCUGCUCCUGCAAAACCGGCUGCCGGGGUUUCGGGGACCAUCCCCUAGGUCGAGGGGCUCUCCCAGAGGAGGGGGAGAUCUCCUGUUUCCGUGGCUCUGAGAUGAUGCCGGGACAGUAGCUCCCUUCGCAGGCAGCGCAGCGUGCUCCGGGAUGGCCGUCUAUGCCCUCACGGGCUUUUCGCUCGUCAGCCUGCUCAGCUUUGGCUAUUUAUCCUGGGACUGGAUGAAGCCCAGUUUGGUGGCCGACAUAGCCACGGACCCCGUGGAGAAAUCACUGCCUCCCGCCUUUGCCAGGCCACCCCACAUCGUCUUUAUUCUGACCGACGACCAGGGCUACCACGACGUCGGGUAUCAUGGCUCAGAUAUCCAGACACCAACGCUGGACAGGCUGGCAGCGGAGGGCGUUAAGCUGGAGAACUACUACAUCCAGCCCAUCUGCACCCCGUCUCGGAGCCAGCUGAUAACCGGCAGGUACCAGAUCCACACAGGGCUGCAGCACUCCAUCAUCCGCCCUCGGCAGCCCAACUGCCUGCCCCUCGACCAGGUCACCCUGCCCCAGAAGCUGCAGGAAGCUGGCUAUUCCACACACAUGGUGGGCAAGUGGCAUCUUGGCUUCUACAAGAAGGAGUGCCUGCCCACCCGCCGGGGCUUCGACACCUUCCUGGGCUCCCUGACGGGCAAUGUGGACUACUACACCUAUGACAACUGUGAUGGGCCGGGUGUCUGCGGCUACGACCUACACGAAGGAGAGGACGUGGCUUGGGACCAGAGCGGGAAGUACUCCACCUUCCUCUACACCCAGCGCGUCAGCAAGAUCCUGGCAUCCCACAGCCCCAAAGAGCCCAUCUUCAUCUAUGUGGCCUUCCAAGCGGUCCACACACCUCUGCAGUCGCCCAAGGAGUACAUCUACCGCUACCGCUCCAUGGGCAACGUUGCUCGCCGCAAGUAUGCCGCCAUGGUGACGUGCAUGGACGAGGCAGUGAAGAACAUCACCUGGGCCCUCAAGAAGUAUGGUUAUUAUGACAACAGCGUGAUCGUGUUCUCCACCGACAAUGGCGGGCAGACCUUCUCCGGGGGAAGCAACUGGCCACUACGGGGCCGCAAAGGGACGUACUGGGAAGGGGGAGUCCGUGGCAUCGGUUUUGUCCACAGUCCCCUGAUCAAGCGCAAGCGCCGGACCAGCUGGGCACUGGUUCACAUCACAGACUGGUACCCGACUCUGGUCAGCCUGGCCAGGGGCAACCUGAGCAACGUCCCAGGCCUGGAUGGCUACAACGUCUGGCCUGCCAUCAGCGAGGGCAAGGAGUCGCCGCGAACCGAAAUCCUGCACAACAUCGACCCCCUGUACAACCAUGCCAAGUACGGCUCCUUGGAGGACGGCUUUGGCAUCUGGAACACGGCUGUGCAAGCCUCCAUCCGGGUUGGGGAGUGGAAACUCCUCACCGGUGACCCGGGGUACAGCGACUGGAUCCCCCCACAGACCCUGACCAACUUCCCAGGGAGCUGGUGGAACCUGGAGCGUCUCACUGAUGGCCUAAGAAAGUCCGUGUGGCUCUUCAACAUCACUGCCGACCCCUACGAGCGUUACGACCUCUCGGACCAGCGCCCAGAUGUGGUCAGGACCCUCCUGAUGAGGUUGGUGCACUACAACCGGACGGCCAUCCCGGUGCGGUACCCCGCAGAGAACCCUCGGGCUCACCCGGACUUCAACGGCGGUGCCUGGGGACCUUGGGCCAGCGAGGAGGACGGGGAUGAGUGGGAAGGCGGCGGGGAGCCCCUGAAGAGUAGGAACAAGAAGAAGAAGUGCAAGAUCUGCAAGCUACGCUCCUUCUUCCGCAAGCUGAACACCAGGCUCAUGUCCAACCGCAUCUGAUGGGAGACUCCUCAAGCAUCGACCCAACCUGGCCAGGAUGGAGCUCCGGAUGGCAGUGCCAUGGGGUGGGAGUGAGGGAGAGGGACGGAUGGGGAGGUGGCUAGCACCCUCUUGCUCUCCCUUGCUCCAUCCAGGGUUCACCCCAAAAUACCUCUCCUCUCUGGCUGGACCGGUGGCCGCAGGGAGGUGGUCCCAGUGGGCGAUGUGGGCUCAGCCGCGCUGCCUGCUGGUGGUGUACAAGUCUGCUGAGCUGGGCUGGCCGUGCACAGCCCCUUCCAGAGAGACACCUUGUUCUCAAGGACUCUGCAGGCAAUCGCAAGCUUUAAGUUUUGGCCAUGGCAAUGGCAGGAGGAAUUGUGGGACCCUGGGUGGCGAUGCAGAGGGGCUGGCCGGCCUCGGUGGCUCUGCCUGCAGGUUGUCCCUCGUCGUUUCCCUGUAUAUACGUGCUCCUGACUGUCUGCAUGCUGCUCGGCAGUUGCCUUGUUUGCUCUUGCUCUGGGAACUUGAGGGCCUCCCCCAAACCCAAGACCACGUCAUUUCCCUAUUAUACUUCUUUGUGGAAGGAUGGAUUCCUGACCAUGGACGUCAGACCUGAGGCCGCCAUGGCUGGACUCAGCCUUGCUGCUACAGGGAUCUCACGUGUGGCCGUGGCUUCUCCGCUCUGCUGGCUUGGGGGGCCGGGAGCAGCCCCGGUGAGAGGCUAUGGCCCACUGAGACAUGGCUGGAUGCUCUCAGAGGACAGAUGGUUCUCCACAGCCCCACAUUUGGGAGGCAGGCUUGUCCCAAGCUCUGCUGGACUUCACAUGGAUCAGCCACCCAGCAGACCCUUUCAUCCACAGUUCUGCCUGGCCAGACCCCCCAGCUGCGUGGCUGUCAGCACCUAUAUGUUCCUCCCCAUGCAUCCAAACAGCCAACCACCCCAGCUGCCCCUUCCCAGUGCUGGGGCUGUCUCUGUCCCCACAUCCCCGCUGCUGAACCUGGGGCAGAAGGAAGAUCUCAAGAAGGUCUCUGCAGAGGUUGAUGUGCUGCUCUGUAGCUGCAGGACUUCGAAGCCGUGGGGGGGGACAGGGACAACUCCCGCCUGCCAGCGCCGUACCACGUCCCCUCGCCGCAGAUGGGCACCGCUCUCCCAGCAGCGCAUGCGCUGGGGGGGAAACACCUCCCCAUCAUCCGCCUGCCGUGGGGAGCCAGCCCGUGCGAUUGCUGGGGGCCAGGCAGCUCGGGAGCGGGGCAGCCAGCAAAGCGCCGUGCCCCCGCGCCUUCGGCGGGGUGCGAGCGUGCGUACAUGCGCUCGGAGGAGAGCUGGCGAGGAUGAAAGAGGGUAAAUAGCUUUAAAAGC